CGGGGACAUCCAGACGCCUGAUAAGAGAAGAGGAACGUUCAAGACUCGUGACUAAGCCACAACCGCAAAUUAAAAAAAAAAAUACAAAACAACCGCUAGUUGACAGGCAAACAAAGUCUUCGUUGCCAUUCGCCCGCAGCAGCCACCGGGCACAGUGGAUUUGUCACCGAAUAGCCAAAGAAAACGGAAAUCAGGAUGAAGUUCACGAGCCCAUUGGAGAGCGCAGACUUCACCGCGGCCGGGGACACAUAACACCGGGACGUCCAUUUACGACUUCUCCGGUAAAAGGUUCAAGGAUAUCCCGGAAAGAAAGAGCGCAAGAAAUCAAUUUAGGUUUAAAUAAUUAAUAUUAGACUGAGGGCAGUCCCGUGGAAAGCGGGAGUGUAAAAGGCAGCGAGGAGCGCGCUUUGGCUUUGACCAGAAGAUCUUUUCUUCGUUCUUCAGUUCAAUUCCUCCGUCCUUUACCUCAAGCUCAUCACCCAUCGAGAAGAUGAGCCUUUGGAUUUUGACUUCUGUACUUUUCUCUGUCUCCGUGUCAGCUCUCAGAAACGACUCAGUAACCCCGAGUUCCAACUCUUCCUCUACUGUUCCCGUAGAUCCCGUAGCUUGUGGCCAGUCACCACACAACAGCAGCACAGUGGGCGGGGCCGAUGCCUAUGCAGGGGCGUGGCCUUGGCAGGUGCUGAUAGAGUAUCAGUCUGAGUCUGCAGCAGCCAUUACCUUCUGCGGAGGCUCUCUGAUUGCACGAAGCUGGGUCCUCUCUGCGGCGCACUGCUUCCCCAAAACUAAUAACAUCUCGGGGUACACCCUGUACAUGGGCAGAUACUGGCUUUACCAGCCCACCUUCGCUGAACAGGUUCGGACCAUCAGCAAUGUCGUUGGAUACCCAGGGUACCAAUCUGCCGAACUGGGUGGGGACGUGGUGCUGAUUCAGCUGAGCUCCCCCGUCGUCUACACGGACUACAUCCAGCCCAUCUGCCUUCCAUCUCCUGCUGCUCCAUUCCUAGAUGGACAGAAGUGUUGGGUGACUGGCUGGGGAAACAUCGACGAAGGAGUCAGUUUGCCAUCUCUUGGGCCACUGCAGGAACUCCAAGUUUCCAUCAUCAGCACGGCCAACUGCUCCACGUUGUACAGGGACGCCGGGGCACUGGACACCAUCCCGUCAGAUGCGUUCUGCGCUGGGUUCCCACAAGGCCAGAAUGACUUGUGUCUGGGGGAUUCUGGGGGACCCCUGGUGUGCCAGAACAGUGAUGGACAUUGGGUGCAAGCAGGAAUUGUGAGCUUUGGAGUUCCCUGUGCACAACCCAACCUACCAGGGGUCUACGUACAGGUGACAGCUUACAGCAGCUGGAUUCAGCAUCAGGUCACCGGUCCACAGCUUGCUAACAGGGGAGCCGUCCAGGUGCGCGACGCGGUGGGCUGCCAGGCUGCUCCGUUUGGACACACCUGUUCCGGUUGUGGCCCUGCUACGAUUAAUAUGAGGCUGGAAUUCAAGCUUCUGAUGUUCCUUCUUUUAAUGGCAUUUUCCUAACGUCGGCACCGAACCCAGAUCCAGCGGGGUAAUGGAAUUGGGCAAUGGCAUUAUAGAAUCUCGAUGUGCCCCCCCCACCCCCCAGUCAGUCAUCCAUACAUGCCCGGACAAAACGAUUCCUGCACGCCAGACAGCUUCCCUGAACACCUGAUUGCCUGAAGGUAAUAGAAAAGUCAGAGAUGACGAAGUUCGCUCUCAAGUCAGUCCUUCACUGUCCUCUAAUUGGCUGAAAUUACCCAUGGAGACUACAGAAGUUCACUCUCCGUCUGUCAAUCAUUUUAAAGCGCUCUGAUUGGACAAUCAGUGCUACAAAAUGUUGCUGAUUAGCUCUCGUGAUUAUUUGCAAGCAUACAGGAAAGGAUAGUCUACUUAUCGAGGUGUGAUAGCGUAGUCGGCAUUCACUGCAAACAGUGCCCGUAUUUAUGAAGCGUCUCAGAGUAGGAAAACGGUCCUAAUCUCCUCAACAUUGGAUGAAAAUUUGACCCAAUCCUUAGGAGAAAGAGUAAGAGCACUUUAUCAAUUUUCCUAAAUUUGGAAGCUACCUCUAACUUCAUCAGAAUUUAGGAGAGCUUGUGAGCUGUCUGAAAACGUGACGUGCCCGGAACACAUCACCAAGGAGGUGUCCAGGAGGCAUCCUGAUCAG
This is a messenger RNA of Erpetoichthys calabaricus (reedfish), 2174 nucleotides long. Its product is annotated as serine protease 27-like. Gene Ontology annotation, biological process: proteolysis. The transcript is spliced from 6 exons. Gene Ontology annotation, molecular function: serine-type endopeptidase activity. Bases 491 to 1531 code for a protein of 346 amino acids. The record is from RefSeq and is a predicted model, not a curated record. NCBI's taxonomy places the organism in Eukaryota, Metazoa, Chordata, Cladistia, Polypteriformes, Polypteridae.